This is a messenger RNA of Silurus meridionalis, 1241 nucleotides long. RefSeq names its product integrin subunit beta 3 binding protein (gene itgb3bp). Gene Ontology annotation, cellular component: nucleoplasm. Gene Ontology annotation, biological process: CENP-A containing chromatin assembly; regulation of DNA-templated transcription. The transcript has 9 exons. NCBI's taxonomy places the organism in Eukaryota, Metazoa, Chordata, Actinopteri, Siluriformes, Siluridae. The record is from RefSeq and is a predicted model, not a curated record. Bases 304 to 780 code for a protein of 158 amino acids.
GGAGAAAACAACUUCACAAAGCGUUCCUCGAACAUUAAAUUUUUAAUUUUAAUUUAGACUAAAUAUUGCAUUAUUAAUAGUAAAUUAUUUGCUAUAUGCCAUGUUUGUUUAUCGCAUACAAAUAUUAACACAAAGUAUCAAAACGUUGUAUUUAUUGAUUAUUUUAUGUAGUUGUUUCCCGGGAGCGUUAUUACCGUCGCGCGGCGCCAAAAGACAAACAGAAUUAUUGACUGCGUUGAAAGUGUUGUUUAGAUUCACCGAAGCCCAAAUAGCGAACACAAAAGUCUCAAAAUUGUCGUAACAAUGCCGUUCAAAAGAAGUCUUCAGGUAGAAGAAAAGGAAAAUACUCCAGUCAAGAGGCUCACCAAAGACAGGAAGUAUUCUUCUCUGACUGGAACGAUGCCCAUGAGCCCAAAAGCUAAACCCCAAGGUAAUUACAAAACCAGUGGGACUACUGUCAAUGUCCUGGAAGCAGAAAAGCCACAGACAGAAACGAAAAGGAUGGAUUUCCUCAGGUCUAAAUUGGAAGGAUCUUUAGAUGCCUUAAUGAAGAUAAGGCAAGAGCUUGAGCCCUUAUUGCCUGCAGAUGGCAACAGUGAGCUGAGGAGUUUCUUGCUGAUGGGUCCUGGUGACUUACACGCUGAACUGAAGAGGCAUAAAGAGCUGACUUUGCAAUCGAACAGUCAUGUCAGUGGACUACAAAUGCAUGAGAAGUUGCUCCAAGGUACAACCCAGACUGGCAGUUCGUACGAGUUUCUAAAGAACAUCUUAAGUGGCUGAGAAGGCCAACCUGAACAACAGCUGCUGGCCACACAAACCAUCCCUAUUUCUGCCCAAGGUGGAUCAUAUAACUCUCACUUUAUCGCCCUCAGAGGCAGCGUGAAGGACAAAAGCACAAGGUGGUCCAUUAAUGGUACUUGUAUUUUCUCAUAUACAUGUCCUCCUUUUUGGUUGGAAGUAAAGUCUUGGGGUGUGGUUUCUUUCAAUGAUUUCGAAUGACUUGUGUCUUGACAUGGCACAGAGCUCCACAGCCUCUUUAGUUUAAACAUUCAUUCACAGAGAACUUCAUAAUAAUCAUACUUCAUAAUAAUCAUGGAUUCUUGAAUGGCUAUUUAUGAUUCAUCAGAAAAUGUUGUUCAUCCUUUGCAUUUCUCGAUCAAUUGUACUAACAAAGGCAAACCAUGUUUAUAUUAAUGCACUCGUUCUUAUUGUAAAAUAAAUAAUUAACAAAGGAAAUUGGA